AACUGGCAAGUAUGUUUGGCAGAGGUUGAUCUCUUUAAGACAGAGGUGUCCACAUACGGAUUCACCUCAGACGAAAUACAGAAUAUUGUUAACGUGGAGAUACUACCUCUCAUUGGCCAGCGCCAAUCACAAACUGAGGUCUAUUUAGAAAAACUUGAUAAAGCUUUUGAGUGUUUAGCCAAAACUGCGGCUUAUGACAGUAAGUGCCUGUUCAAGUUUAUGUGUGGGGCAGCUCAGCUGUGGGAAAACCACUGUGCAGGCAUGUUGAACAGAGAACAGCAGCUACAACGUUCACUGGAGUCCCUCAGUCAAGUCCACGAACUAGAGAACCAGAGGAAAGAGGCCCAGCUGGAUAUGAUGUUGGAUAAACUCAGGCAGGAAAGCUCAGAAGAAGCUCUGAAAGCCUCUUUGAAGAAGACACUAAACUAUUUGGAAGAGGUUAAGAAUGGGUACAUGAACAUUUAUAAAGAGGAAGUUGGAACUGUGGAGUCCUACCCGUCGUUAGUCUUGCAGGAAUUACAAGCAUACAGUCAUUCUGUCAGCCAAUUGUUUAAUGUCAAAGAGAUUUAUGGUCAGGACUCAAAGGAUUUUUGCCAACUUUAUCCCUCUCUUAAACUUGGUCAGAGCAUGACAAAUAUUAAAAACGAAAGAUUAGAAGCAGAAUUUGAGGUGAAACACAGAGGCUCACAAAAGCCACAUUUCAACAAUCAAGGAAGCUCAACAUUCAGCUCGUCCAGUGCAAUGGAUGACCAAGAUUGUAAGGCUUUAGAAUUUUCAGUCUCUCAAACCAAAGAGACUCUCACUACUGCAAAAGGAAAUGUGUACAACUGCCAUGGGUUUCACACUACCCACGAUGAGGAACAGGAGACAGACCUUAAGGAAACCGAGCUGGUUUUCUACCCAAAGGCUCUCAUUGUUGAAUUGCUAAAAGAUGUAAGACAAACAUUUUUCAGCCAUCUGGAAGAGAGGUUUCAUAUUACUCUAACCAACACUAUCACUGUUGUGGAAGCCAAUAAAGAGAAACUGAAAGCUGAGCUGGAUCUUCGCCUACAGCUCCACCAACCUCGUGCUGCAAGAAUAGAGAUGGACAUUCACUAUGUCAGAGCAGCUGAACUAGUGCUACAUCGAGGACGCAUGGAUCGACACUGCAAGGGUAUACUGAACGUCCUUGAAGACUGCCGGACAGAAGUACAGGAGUUACAGAUCCAUCAAAAUAAACUGACGAAAGACUUUCUAAUGCAAAUCUACAAUAGAGAGAAAGAUUUUACCUUUGCCACCAGUUCCGAAAAGAUAAAUAAACUUCGUACCUCGCUUCAAACCAACCUGAACAAGCACAUCAGUAUCAUCCAGACUUUACAAAGAGACAUAAGACAGAAGACAGAGUUCAGAUUGGAGGCCCUUAGGGACUCAAACGUUCAGAUAAUGAGAUCUUUCAAGUAUGUCAUUGACAUUCUCU
Sinocyclocheilus grahami is the source of this 1456-nucleotide messenger RNA. RefSeq names its product coiled-coil domain-containing protein 180-like. The annotation marks the transcript as partial. The transcript has 11 exons. Lineage: Eukaryota; Metazoa; Chordata; Actinopteri; Cypriniformes; Cyprinidae. The record is from RefSeq and is a predicted model, not a curated record.